Messenger RNA from Labrus bergylta (ballan wrasse), 799 nucleotides. The record is from RefSeq and is a predicted model, not a curated record. NCBI's taxonomy places the organism in Eukaryota, Metazoa, Chordata, Actinopteri, Labriformes, Labridae.
AUGCCGUCUGUCUGUGUUACUCUGAGACGGGGGAUCCUGAGGAGGUACAGACAGGUUCCUCGCACAGAGGCUGACGGAGCGUUCAACUACAGCCGAGCCUCAAACCGGACAGGCCUCCUCAACACGGGAGUUUGUGGCUGCUGUGGGCCGCUGAGGCCGAGGUACAAACGCCUGGUGGACAACAUCUUCCCCGAGGACCCGAAAGAUGGCCUCAGUAAAUCAGACAUGGAGAAGCUCACCUUCUACGCUGUGUCGGCUCCGGAGAAGCUGGACAGGAUCGGAGCGUACCUGGCCGAGAGGCUGAGCAGAGACGUGGUGCGACAUCGCUACGGGUACGUGGUGAUCGCCAUGGAGGCUCUGGACCAGCUGCUGAUGGCCUGUCACUCUCAGAGCAUCAAACCCUUCGUGGAGAGUUUCCUGCACAUGGUGGCCAAGCUGCUGGAGUCCAGAGAACCAGACCUGCAGGUUCUGGGAACCAACUCGUUUGUGAAGUUUGCCAACAUCGAGGAGGACACGCCGUCCUACCACCGCCGCUACGACUUCUUUGUGUCCCAGUUCAGCGCCAUGUGCCACUCUACUCAUGAAGAUCCUGAAACCAGAACCAGGAUCCGUGUGGCGGGCAUCAAAGGUCUGCAGGGCGUGGUGAGGAAGACGGUGAACGAUGAGCUGCAGGCCAUCAUCUGGGAGCCUCAGCACAUGGACAAGCUGAUCCCCUCCAUGCUGUUCAACAUGCAGGACAGUGAAGACCUGGACAGGUACUGAACACACACACAGAGACUCACACACACACACAGAGACU